Molecule: messenger RNA, 2221 nt
Organism: Macadamia integrifolia
Lineage: Eukaryota; Viridiplantae; Streptophyta; Magnoliopsida; Proteales; Proteaceae
Product: probable mitochondrial adenine nucleotide transporter BTL3
Exons: 5
Coding region: 520-1845 (441 amino acids)
Biological process (GO): transmembrane transport
Source: RefSeq, a predicted model, not a curated record
ACGACUUGAGAUUUGAGAAUUGAUUUAUUCCGUAAGCGCAUUCAUGUAAAAUAGGUCACAACCAGCAGAAUCCUUCGUUCACCCGCCGCGGAGCUCACAUUAGCUUUACGGACAUCAGAGUCGAAAAACGCGCGGCGGUGGUGAAAGUAUUUCUCUCUGCGCACGCAGUUCUCUCGCAUUUUAGAAAUCGCCAAUUUGCCGAUACUUCUUCGUAUAGUUAGCGAUAAAUCAAGAUUUUUAGAGAGAGAAAAUCCGAAACAUCGAACAGAACGGGAGAGAUUUAAGUUUCGAAGUGCGGGGAUGGCAGCAAAGGAUAAACAGAAUCUGGUUAUCCGUUACUGUCAUUGUUCGAACCCUAAUUUUAUGCGAUUCUCUCGUGUUCUUCAAGCUUUUGAUGUUUGUUGAUAAACUGAUGUCGGAAGCUCAAGAAACCCUAACAAUCCAGUAUCGGAAGAACUCGAAAAAAGCCUUCUUCAUUUGCUUCUCUUAUUUCUCUCAAUUCGUUUUCGCAUUAUUAAGAUGCUGGGAUUGGAAGCCUGGUUUAGUGAUUUGACUGCGUCGGAAGUUCCAGUUUUCAGGGAUUCCAGUUCUGUUUUCUUUGUUGGUGGUGGACUGUUUUUGGAUUCUACUGUUCCUGCUUCAUUUGUUUCUUUGAUUUCGACUGGGAGUUCCUCGUGUGGUGGUAUUUCUAGUUCACACUCUUCUUCUUCUUCUUCUUCUUCUCUUAGAAGUCGAAAACCAGUUGUUUUUGGGGUGUACAGGCGAGUCAAGGGAGACUUGCGAGUACUUGGUCAUGGUUUUUUGUCGGUGAGUCUGUCAGUUAAGGCAAGUGAUGGAUUUGUUCAGGAAUCAAAUGGUUUAUUGCACCAAAAUGGGGAGAAAAGUCAGGAGGAGGCGGUGGUCUUUGAAGAGGAUAAGGAGCAGAAGGUUGGGUUACGACGAGCGGGUGCCAUGAACACCACGAAGCAUCUUUGGGCUGGAGCGGUUUCUGCAAUGGUAUCGAGAACUUUUGUUGCCCCUCUGGAGAGACUAAAACUGGAGUAUAUAGUUCGCGGUGAACAGAGGAAUCUUUUUGACCUCAUCAAAACAAUUGCUGCCACCCAAGGCGUGAAAGGCUUCUGGAAGGGGAACUUCCUAAAUAUUCUUCGUACAGCUCCAUUUAAGGCUGUGAAUUUCUAUGCUUAUGAUACAUAUCGAAAACAACUUCUAAAAAUUUCAGGGAAUGAGGAAACAACAAAUUUUGAGAGGUUCGUUGCUGGUGCUGCAGCUGGCAUUACAGCUUCUAUACUCUGCUUACCAAUGGAUACGAUCCGAACAAAGAUAGUGGCACCCGGUGGUGAAGCCUUGGGUGGAGUCAUUGGUGCUUUUCGUCACAUGAUCCAAACUGAAGGGUUCUUUUCCCUUUACAAGGGCUUAGUGCCCUCUUUAUUAAGCAUGGCACCCUCUGGUGCAGUUUUCUAUGGUGUGUAUGAUAUAUUGAAAUCAGCUUAUCUGCAUUCUCCUGAAGGAAGGAAGAGAAUUGAGCACAUGAAACAACAAGGUGAAGAACUGAAUGCUUUCGACCAGCUGGAGUUGGGUCCCAUGAGAACUUUGCUAUAUGGCGCUGUUGCUGGUGCCUGUGCUGAAGCUGCAACAUAUCCGUUUGAAGUUGUGCGGAGACAGCUUCAGAUGCAAGCUCAAGCUACAAAAUUAAGUGCAGUGGCAACAUGUGUCAAGAUAGUUGAGCAAGGUGGUGUCCCUGCACUUUAUGCAGGGCUCAUUCCCAGCUUAUUACAGGUUUUGCCUUCGGCUGCUAUCAGUUAUUUUGUAUAUGAGUUCAUGAAGAUAGUUCUCAAAGUAGAAUGAACACAAAAUGCUAGAGAUUCCCAUGAAAGUCUUGCAGGGUUCACUUUGUCUGACACAUAUUGCAUGGUUGGUCGAGAUUGCGUAUUGCUCUGCGAACAAGAAAAUACCAGCUUCAUAAUAGAGACCACUUCCUCAGCAACUUAAUUUUCAGCUGGUGAAUUAUGCUGGUCAAGAUCCUUCAAUAUGUUUUGCUCAAUAGAUGGCAAUGUUGAAGAGGAUAGUGAUGGCAGAGUGGAGCUGAGUUCUACUGGAUGCCUUCCCAUUAUUAGUUCCAGCAUAACCAUCCCAAAGCUAUAGACAUCACAUUUUUCAGUUACUGAAAAAAUAAGUCUUCAGAUCUUGGAUGAUGUAAAUAUUCUCUCUUUAGGUUUCAUGA